GUUCUCCUUCUGUUGGUCCUUUUACUCCAUUACAGUCGACGAAUCGGUCCGAAAUGGUUGGCCGCAUUUGGAGUUUAUUCAGCAGUCGUCUACGCCUUGUCCACAGGCAUGUUUCCUGGCGCUCUGCUAGUCACGUUGAUGAGCCUUUGCACGCCGUUAUCUGCGACGAGUAGACUGGUCCAAAUUCGAACUAUGCACAGCUCUCAAAACUCGGAGUCUGUCAGUGUUUUGACUUGGUCAAUCGCCGUCUACACGUGCGUCAUGCGGAUUUUCAUUACUUUGGAUCGCGGUUUCGACGCUCCGCUGUUGGCCAACUAUUCAGUUAGUUUGAUUCUCAAUUUGGCCGUGAUUACUUUGGCGUUGAAACUGAGACGGCCGUCGAAGAAAGACCAGAAAAUCGAGUGACAUUAAAUUUGACCAAAUUUGAUGGGCAACAAAAUCUAUUUUACGCGUGACGUAUAAUUUUAUCCGUCGUUAAUAUUACGAUCAGUUCAGUGCAGAUCGAGUACCGCCGGUAGAGACAAAAAGGACAAAGCUAUAAUAAUAAAUUGUUUAACUAACUAUAAAAAGAGACUGUUACGUUUAAAUUCUUAAAUUCUUGCUCUGAAUAUGGCCUAAUGUCCAUUUGGGAGCUUUGUCACGUUUCUCAGAAUUUUUUUUAUUAUUAUUCUCUUCCAUCUCCGAUCGUAUACAGAAGCUUCUCUUUUCUAAUUUGACAUUUACUUGCCACUGGUUAAAUUGCAGUGGAAGCUCCUCGGCAUCUGAUAUGGGAUGACGUUCAAAGGGCCAUCAAGGUCAAACAGACAACUUGUCAAGUCAAACGAGUGAUGUGUUAACUGUCAGGGUGAUUGAGUUUGUUUAUUUUUCUAAACGAACGUGUUCCUAUUUUCUAUUCUUAUUUCUUAUUUGGAAUGUUUAACUGGAAGGCAAACGUCUCUGCGCCUCUAAAGAUCCUGUCACACGCAUUCCUUAUACAUCCGCCAUCCUAUCCCUGCAUUUGUUUCCCGAAUAACACAGUAUAACUGAUUCCUUUCUAAUGGUCAGUCACACACAGUCAACAGGACGUAUGCAUUUUUCAGUGGUGUAUUUAGUGCCUGUUUAGUGGAAUAAAACGUAAAUCGUCAUGAAAACAUCGGUGUUGGCCUUUUUCGCCAUGGUGUGGAUGACGCAGUCUCAAAUGCAAACGACAAUGCGUCGACCACAGUUCGAUAUGACCGACGACGAAUUCAAUUGGUACAAGCCGGUUGCAGUUAUCCUGAAACCAGCGUCGAAACGAGAUUUGCAACAGCGGUUGCUUCAGAUUAAUUUCGAUGAAUUCCUGUUAGCGUCUUAUCCGCCAUCUCUACUUCCACCUUGGCCGUUUGUCCAAGAUUAUUCGUCUUUCCGCCGCUGGAUUAAUUACCAAUCGAGUGACAGAUUAAGGGAUGUGUACAGAAGAUACGAGUUAGCUGGUCAUGUCGAGCGUAGAUUAACAUCUCUGGCCAGGAUGGGACUCGUUGCCAUUCCGAAGGUGACGAAAAUCAAUCACCAAAGAAGUGGAAAUAACCGAAAUCAGGAACAACAGAUACUAGAACAAAACUUGCGUUCCCGAACAGCCAAUCCUUACGAUUUCUUUUCAGGGAAAAAAGGUAAAGACAAACUGCCACCUCCGUGGUUGUAUGAACUCGUCGGACCUCCUGGACCAGCUGGAAAAGACGGUGUCAAUGGGAAGGAUGGUAGAGACGGAAUUCCCGGAGCAAUUGGUCCGCCCGGACCUCAAGGUUUAAUGGGUCCCCCUGGGCAAAAUGGAAUGAAUGGCUCACCGGGCCCUCAAGGCCCUCCCGGAAUACCUGGUGCUCAAGGAGUUCAAGGGUCGCAAGGCCCACAAGGGAGCGACGGAAAGGAUGGUUCCGAUGGAACGCACGGGAAGGAUGGGACUCCUGGCGCUGCUGGGCCUUCCGGUACACCAGGACAGAAUGCAAAAGACGGAAGAGAUGGAUCAGCUGGACCACCCGGCGCACCAGGUCAACCAGGAACUGCCGGACAAAAUGGGAAGGAUGGAGUUGACGGGAAAGAUGGUCAAGACGGAGCUCCGGGUCCACCUGGUCCUCCUGGAAAAGACGGCCAAGAUGGAAGGCCCGGAACGUAUGGCCAAGAUGGUCAAGAUGGAUCGGUAGGAGCAGCCGGGCCUAGCGGAGUAGCUGGAUUAUCAGGUGCCGCUGGCGUUAGCGGGCCAGCCGGAGUACCAGGAAUUCCCGGAACGCCAGGGACCCCUGGUGUUCAGUGGCCAUCAAGUUCAAUCGGCUAACGGACGAUUUCAAAUACAUUUAUUCUAAUUUAUACGACAUAGAAUUCAAUUUUGCUCAAAGUAAAAUAGCUAAAUACUCUGCUGGCACUAAUACAUAUGUAAUAUCUU
Daphnia pulex (common water flea) is the source of this 2395-nucleotide messenger RNA. RefSeq names its product collagen alpha-1(I) chain-like. The coding region runs from base 1124 to 2287 and encodes 387 amino acids. The transcript has 12 exons. Lineage: Eukaryota; Metazoa; Arthropoda; Branchiopoda; Diplostraca; Daphniidae. The record is from RefSeq and is a predicted model, not a curated record.